Plasmodium yoelii is the source of this 1566-nucleotide messenger RNA. RefSeq names its product ribonuclease D. Gene Ontology annotation, biological process: nucleobase-containing compound metabolic process. Gene Ontology annotation, molecular function: nucleic acid binding; 3'-5' exonuclease activity. The record is from RefSeq and is a predicted model, not a curated record. Bases 1 to 1566 code for a protein of 521 amino acids. The transcript has a single exon. Lineage: Eukaryota; Apicomplexa; Aconoidasida; Haemosporida; Plasmodiidae.
AUGUUGCACAUUUUGAAAAAAGCGUUUUCAAGUGUGCCUGUAGAAUUUCAUGUUAGCCCCAAAUUUUCGAAAAUCGAGAAUGCAGCUCAAUUAGUUUCUCUAAAAUUCCCUGGUAAUAUUAUUUAUGUAAAUGAAGAAAAUGCUGAAAAAUAUAAUAAGGAUAUUUUAAAAUAUUUUAACAAUAAUAUUCUAGGGUUUGAUACUGAAUUUAUGAUUAACUUUGAUGAAAAUUGUAAUAAUUAUGAAUAUUUGUCAAAAAAUCGAAAAAAAAAAGCGAUAGAAGAAAUAUCAAAUAUAAUAUUAAAUAAAGAGACAAAUAAAAGAAUAACUAAUUUAAUUUCAGAUCAAGUAUGUAUAAAAAAAAGUAAGAACACAAACUUUAAUAAUAAAUAUGUUGAGAUAUCAAACGAAAAUACUGAUUAUAAUGUCGACACUUACAUAAAUGCUACUAAAAAAGGAUGUACAGUUAAGGAUAAAUUUAAAUCUAUACAAACAAAUGGCUAUAUUGAUAAGUCAAGAAAAAUUAUAGAAAAUAAAAAACUAUGCUUAAUUCAAUUGUGUUCAAAUGAUAUAUGUUUUGUUUUUAAUAUUAAUAAUUUAAAUGGAGAAAUUCCUUUGUCUGUUAAAACAGUUUUAGAAAAUAAAAAAAUAAUUAAAGUGUGUCAUGAUAUAAAAAAUGAUCAAGAUAUGUUUUUAAGUAAAAAUAUAAAAAUUAAUAAUGUAUUUGAUUUAUAUAAUUAUUCUAUUGAUAAUUAUAUAUAUCCACCUUCUUUACAAAAUUUAGUAAAAAAAUAUUUAAAAAAACAUUUAGACAAAGAAUAUAGAUUAUCAAAUUGGUUAUGUAAAAAUCUAAAUGAAGAACAGAUCAUGUAUGCAGCUAACGAUUCCUAUGCUUCAAGAGAAGUUUACAUAUCUUUAGAAAAACAAAAUAAAAUUGACCAAUCUUUUUUUAUUAAUUUGAAUAAUGAAAAUUGCUAUGUUAAACAUAAUGAGGUUAAUAAAAUUUGCUUAAAUGAAAAUCCAGAAUAUGAAAAAUUAUCUUCAAAAAAUAAAAUUGUCCAAAAUGACAUAAACCACGAAAUGAUAAACUAUAAAAAUAAUGCCAUAUUUAAUAAAUCGUUACAAAAUGAAAAAGCUAGCCAAUGUUUGCAGUUGGAAAAAACAUUUGACGAUAAAACGAAAAACGAAAGUGGCAAAAUUGGUGAAGCCCCAAAAGAAAGUGACCAACUUUGUGAAGCCCCAAAAGAAAGUGACCAACUUUGUGAAGCCCCAAAAGAAAGUGGCCAACUUUGUGAAGCGCAAAAAGGGUAUGGAUAUAUAGAAAAAGAUAAAUUAUAUAUUAUUAACAAUUUAAAAAAUAAAAUAAAAGUUACUUGUUCAAAAAUUAAUAAUAUUUCUUUUGUGGAAGAAAUGCAUUAUUCAAAUGGGUCGUAUAAAAUUAUUUUGGGUUUAAAGAAUGUUGAAAAUAAUAGUUAUUUAAUUAAGUUGCAUUCUUGGAACUAUGAUCAUGAGAUAAAAUGCUGCAAUGAAAUUUUAAGCUAUAUUCAAAAUAUGACUACAAUUUAA